AAGUAGGAAGCAAGAGUACCAAACCAAGCAACAGGCUCUCUGGCAUAGAGUAACUUUUUGCUGCUGUGCUGUAGAAUGGCAGUGAGUUACUUCAGCCAAAACACAGCACCAUCUCCAAAUUGGACAGAAAUGCAGAUAUGUCCUCUUUGGAUAUAAGUCUGUCUGCAAAACGAAACCAAUUUCUGCAUGGAUAAACAAAGAUGACAGCUGGAUAACGUGGAUAGUAUCGCCAAAAUGAAUUCCUCUUCUCUGGACUGGUCCAUUCAGAGUGCACUGUCAUCUCUUUACCCCCCAUUUGAGGCCACUGCUCCAACGGUCCUGAGCCAGCUCUUUCGUACCAUCGAGGCACGUUACCAGGGAGACGCACUGCAGUGCUUUUUGGAUUACCUCAUUCCAGCCAAACACAUCCUAGAGAGUGUGCAACAGGCUGCCUGUGCUGAGUACGCUGAUGUUUUGUUCCGGUGUGAAGGUUGGCCACUCUGUUUGAGAGACCGUGUGGUGAUCCAGCUAGCCCCCAUUAACCCCUUACUGUUACGUCCGGGAGACUUCUACUUGCAGGUGGAACCCUUUGGCGAACAGUCAGCCCGUAUAGUCCUUAAGAGCCUCCUUGUGCAGGAAGAUCUCUUGGCACAGGAGGAUCUGGUGUUACUAGCAGGUUUUAGGGCACAAGAAGGCCCUGCCGUGGAGGAGACUCCCAUCCCAGAGACAUCAUACCCAUGCAUUUUCACUGAAGCGUGGUUGAAGGAAAUCAAUGAGGGUCGACAUGGAAAUCAGCUACAUCAAUGUGUGCUUUCUUCUGAUCAGGGGAUUGUGAAGGUGCCCUGGGCAGAAGUGAUCAACCCUGAAUUUCUGGACAGGCCAAAAGCUUGGCAGAAGGUUGAGUCUAAAACAUGCACAAAUGCAGGUUUAAUACAGCAAGAUAAUUCUGAGGAAGAGCCCAACUCACAGUUUCCUGUAAACAUGUCUUUUCCCAAAACAACUCUUGAACCAGAAACCAUGAUCCUUCCAGCUAAAAAUAGUGUUGCAGUUUCACAUCAAUUAGUGAAAAGUGGCAAUAGAUUUGUUAAGACAGAACAAGGGAAACCUGUGAGCAAUUCUGUAGGCAAACCUGUUGGUUGGGUUUCCCCAAAUACGUGGGACAGUAGGCCCAGUCGAGAGCUGGAGGGGGAGUAUGUAGAUCUUUUGGAUUUUGCAAAAGAGAAGGAUGCUUUAAGCUUUAAAAUAGCUGUUAUACCUUCAGUUCCAGUGUCUUUCAGACCUCAUUCCCCUCUAUCAAAAGGAGGCAGCACCCCAUGUGUUCAAGCCUCUGAAAUGAUGGAUGAGCACUGUGUUCCAUAUUCAAGAAGUAAUCAGUUUUCCGAAGAACCAAAGAAGGGUUCUGAAUCCAAGGGUAGGCAUCGUCAGUCUUACCUAGCAGCGAUAAAAAACCCAAUAAGUUUUGAGAAGGCAAACACAAUACUGCCCCUGGAUGAAACAUGGCCAGGCUUAGGAGAAGCAGAACCAGGCUAUGAGGCACAAGGGGUUGACCUUGGGAGUGAGUCUUUCAGCAGUUCACCAGUGCAGAGUUCAACCCAACUUGGACAAAAUCUGAUACAGUCCUGUCCAGAUUCAGGUCAGCAAGAUCAGAACUUAGUUCAAAUUAAUAUGAAUGCGAUACACCUUUCCCAGAACACAGCACUGCCAAGUCUCAACACAGCUGAACAGCCAAAGCACUUGCUUACUGAAAAACCUCCAGACAAUCUUCAGAAAACUGUACUGGAACACACUGGAGCAGUUAAUGUCAACAGGCAACACUGCCUGACUGAGCAGGAACCCCGUCAAAUGUGGACCAGUGUGCAUAAGCAUCACAAAACACAACCCUUGCCCAAAAUGGGACUAAGAGCUUUGCCAGAUCAUAGAAGUCACCGACAAGAGACUGGUGCCUACAAAUGUCAAGGUGUAGGCAAGGGAAGGCAAAUAGAUCAGUUUGUGUAUGGCCUUGCAACUCCUCAUAAAUCGCUUCAACAACCUACAGGACAGAGACCUUCUCUAUUUCCUCACCCACAGAACAGUCUAAACAUGCUUCAAGAACAACACAGUCAAUCAGAACAAAGACCUAACUGUGUAAACAAGCAGUGUGGUGAAAACCCUGCACAGGUAUUGAAAGGUUUGGGGAAAAGCAGGUCUAAAGCCCGCUCUGCUUCCUCAGUAUCAGAGCCAGCCAUGGAGUGUUCGCAGGAGGAUAGGCCAGCCAGCAGGAGUCGCAGUGAUGUUUGUCCAGAGAUCAUUCCCAUGGUUCCUGGAGUUCAGGUCCAACGAAGCAAGAAAUACACUACCUUUGGACUUGUGUCGCCAAAACUAGACAGACGGAAAGCAGCAAAAAAUGACAUGUCAGCUGCUGGGUCUGUUGAACAGUUUACUGCACUUCAGAAUGGGGCAGUGCUCCAGAGCUCCUCAGCACAAUUACAAAGUGUCUCUCCUGAACAUGGAAGUCAGCUUACUGCCCUUUCACAUGACCCCACCAUCAAGAAUGUUCUCCAACUGGGCAUCAUUUGUCUGCCAGGCAGUCGUGACAGAGCUGGCAGAGCUGUGCUUGAAGUCCAUGGGGGGAAGAAUGGCUGGGCAUCCCCUCUGCUCUCUCCUCUAGUACUCUGCAAACUGGUCCUUUAUCUUCACACCAUUCCGAGGAGACAAGUGAGAGAUCUGGGAUUAACAGUCAUAAUUAACAGCCGGAACUGUCCAGUUCCCUCAGUGCUCUAUAAGGCUUUGCUAAUGGUCCAGGAGCAGGUUCCUCGUGCUGUGCACAGUGUCUUGUUGUUGGUGGAAAAAGACCAAAGUCCUCGAGCAGACAGGCCACCAGGAUUACAGAUGGAUAUUAUUACUUCACUAAAAACUCUUCAUAAGAGUGUUGAUGGACAGCAGCUGACCAGUGAAUUUGGAGGAUCUUUCCCUUAUAAUCACGCUGACUGGCUACAAUUCUACCAAAAACUGUUCCUCUUUGAGAUGGACCUUCAGGGAGCAGCCUUGUUAUUACAGAGUGCUAUAAGAAAACUGAACAGUAACAAGAAAACUGACACGGCAGAGGAUGUAAGGAGGUGUAGCCAAGAACAGAAGAGUGCCAUGAAGCAGGUACUUGAAGAUACACAUAUGGUCACGCUUCAGAGGGACGGUGGUGCUAUACUAGCCAGAAUGCAGAAGGAAGAAUGUAGAUUUGCUCAGUCUGAAGACUACAGGGACUCAAUGAAGGCUGUGAUGUGUCUGUAUAACCAGGUUGAAGAAGGAGUCCACACCCUGGUUAUGAGGUCCAACCAAUCACUGCAGCAUCUUGAUCAUAUGCUGCUCCUGAGGGAAACAGAGGAACAACUUAACACAAGCAGAGAGUGGUGUGAAGAGGAAGCUAGGAGAUGGCAGAGGGACCUCAACCCAGCAGAAGAAACCAGGGAGAUACUAGAGCAGAGACUCGCAGACAUUCAUGCUGUCCUCACUCAGGCAAAGGAGCGAAAAGAGAAAGCAAUGUCAUUGAUGAAAGAUGUGGAAGGAAAGAUCCAGGGAACAUGUUAUCCUGAAACUGACAUUUUCCAUAUUCACAUGACAAAGUUCAAAACCAACUUGGGAGCAUUUGUGUUGCAAGCAAAGCAGCAUAAAUCUGACCUGGAGGCAUUUAUCCGUCUGUUUCAUUUCUGUGAGCAGGCCUUUACUCUUGCAAAAGAAUGCAGAAAUUAUCUGGAACACAUGGAGAUGGGCUGCUACCCAGAGACGGCCAACAUAAGCAAGAUGAAAUCUUUUCAGGAGAGAUUUAAAGACUUUUCACCUGAGCACUUUGAGGAGGAGAAGAGAAACACUAUGAAUGAGAAACAUCAUGGAGUGGUCCGUGUGUGGAGUGAGGCUUGUUCGGUGUGCCAAGAGGUCAAGCAGACACUGGAGGAGAAGCUGCUAGAGUUUGAUAGAAAGCAAAAGCUUCAAAAAUUUCCACAGAGGGAUGAAAUGAUGUUGAAAAAUGAUGAAGCCUCUUUGCAGACUCCUACUUCCUGCCUAACCAGCUCCUGCCUGGGUAAUGUUAAGGCCCAAUCUCAGCAGAGUGAAGCUCAUAGACAGACACAGAAUCAAGACAGUCAUGUUAGGGGUAAAUCUGUAAAUAUACACAAAGAUUCAGCAUUAGAAAGCAUCUUAACCGCUAAAUUAGUGAAGUGUCCCCAUGAACACCAUAGUGAGACUGAUCUCAGGAAUGUUGACCUUAUUGGUAGUAAUGAGAGGAAUCGAGCAUUAGGCCGAUCCCAUAGUGAGGGCUCCUGCAUAAGAAGCUUUAGACCUAUGUUAACUGGGCCUCCAUUAUCUGUGUGCCAAAACACAUCUACCAGUAAACCCAAUAUGAUGCUAUCUGACAGAGAAUGUGUUACAUAUCAUCAAGACAGCUUCUGCUCAGACUUUUCCAAUAUGAAACUAGAAUGGAUCCAAAUGGAUAGUAGAGAUAAGCCCAGAGUCACUCUGGAUGAUCAAGAUUCUCAAAUAUCUCGGCAAGAGAGCUUCUGCUCUAGUGUGUCCAGCCCAAGACAGGGCUGGAUGAAGGAGGAACCUAUAACUCCAGACAGGCUAAAGGAUACCUCAGACUGCAACUCUGCCUCAGAACUGGAGAACAGCAGUAACUUACUUAAAUUGCAGCACAUCAUGGAAGAAUUGUUGCAGACAGAAAGAGAAUAUGUGAAAGCACUGGGCUAUGUUAUGGAGCACUACUUCCCAGAACUCGAGCGCCAAGAUGUACCACAAGAUUUAAGGGGACAAAGGGGAAGCAUCUUUGGAAACCUGGAAAAACUCAGAGAGUUCCAUCAACACCACUUUCUCAAAGAGCUAGAACUUUGCCUAAGACAACCUUUUCGUGUAGGACGAUGUUUUCUACGACAUAAAGAGAGUUUUGGUCUCUAUGCUCUCUACAGCAAAAAUAAACCUCGUUCAGACCACCUGUUGAUCAACCAUGGAAAAGAGUUCUUUAAGAAACAGCAGCUGCUAGGAGACAAAAUGGACCUGUCAUCAUACCUGCUGAAGCCAGUGCAGCGCAUCAGUAAAUACAGUCUGCUUCUGCAGGACAUGCUACAGGAGUGUGAGGCAACAUCACACAAAGCUCCUGAGCAAGCCGAGUUACAAGCUGCAUUGGAGGUCAUCCAGUUCCAGCUUCGUCAUGGCAACAACCUCCUUGCUAUGGAUGACAUCCAGGAAUGUGAUGUGAAUCUGAAGGAACAAGGGCAGUUGAUUCGCCAAGAUGAGUUCCUGGUGUCCUUUAGGAAGAAGAAAUAUUAUAGACAUAUUUUCCUUUUCCAAGAUCUUAUCCUCUUUAGCAAGACCAAGAAGACAGUGGUUGGGAAUGACAUAUAUAUCUACAAACAGUCAUUCAAGACCUCUGACAUUGGGAUGACACAUAACCACGGUGAUAGUGGGCUGUGCUUUGAAAUCUGGUUUCGGAGGAGGAAGUCACAGGACACAUACAUACUACAGGCAAGAAGUUAUGAAGUGAAGGAAGACUGGACCAAAGACCUGGAGAGGAUUUUAUGGGAGCAGGCUUUACACAACAGGGAGAUUCGUAUGCAAGAGAGGGUCUUCAUGGGAAUUGGAAGCAAGCCUUUUAUGGACAUUAAGCCCAGUGAAGCUGCCAUCUGCGACCGUGCCAUUAACUGUGCUCUAGCAGGACGAGACUGUAAGGCACCUGUUUUCUCUGGGAUGUCUGACACUGAACGAGGAUUUCCUGUCCAGAGGCCGAAUUCUACUGGUUCAGCCAGCUAUGUGUCGUCUUGCAGCCACUCAUCUUCAUCCUCUUCCUCAGGGAGAGGAUCUGUCUCACCUGUUGGUUACCACAUUGGCCUUAGUAGAAGAGUUGUUUCCAUGUCUGGCCCUGGAAGAUUCUCUAAUCCAGAAGAGCAUGACUUAGACCAGGAAAACGUCAGGCAAAAUCAGCUCGUGGAAAGUUCAGAAUCUUCGGGCGAGAGUGUAAGUGGCUUCAGCAGUUCUGGCUACAGUUUCCAGUCUGUGAUUGGAGGAGAACAUGAGGUACACUCCUUAGAGGUGUCUGACACUGGUCUGGAGAAACCAUACCCCCAUAAAAUAGAGGAAGACCAGCAACACAAUGACAAAUAUUCUGAACUACAAAACCAAAAGAUGGACCAACCACUCCAGGUUCAAGGGAAUAAUCACAUGGGAAAAUCAACUGAAGUUUGAAUAUAAUAUUAUUUCAACCAAGGAGCAUUAUGGACCAUGUGGAACUACCGACUUGUAUCAACUUGUAAACCUUGUAAAAGUACAUGUUGGUGCUUGUUCUCUGAAUAUUACAGGAGGACGCUCUCAGUCACCACAGCCUUAUCCUGGAGAUUGUGAUUGCUAAGCUGUACAACAUAUUAUUUAUUAUUGUUUUAAACAUUAUUUUUAGAAUCUAGCAGUUUCUGCUUACUUGUUUGCAAUACAUUGUUUUGUACUCUAGUUGCUAUCAAAAUUGUUAGCUUAUCCACUGUUACAAUUGCAUUGUGGUUCCUGUAUGUAUUUUGUUUUUCCUUUUCUGUAUGAGCUGAUUGAUGAUUUCCUGUUUCCUGUUAAAUAUGCAUAUGCAAUAUUGCAAAAGGGAGUGAAAAGUACUGAUAAUUUUCUGCAGUUGCAAUUGGAACAGGUGCUGUAUAUGUGUGAAAGCAAACCAAAAUUAAAAGUCAGCAUUUUCUACCUGCAUAAAAAUGUGUGACUGCAAUAGGCAAAGGGACACACUCUACUGGAACUUUAGGAAAGACAAACUUUUGUUUCCCUUCUUUACAUGAUUCCAGCAGAUAAAGUUACACACACAUUUUACUGAAAAUAUCAACAACAAAAAAGUAGAGAGUUUAUCAAGCAAACCCAAACUGACUUCCUUUUGGUUUGUAACAUGUUCACCAAGCCAAAACAAUUAUAUUCUAAUAUGUUCAGAGAGAAAUGGUGAAAAGCAAAAUUAUAAUUGUGCAUUUGUAUCUGGUUGAAAUUUUUUGGCAGAUAAGAGUCAUCCAUGUCUCACAAAUUCACAAUAUAUAAUGCUCACAUUGUGUUCACAUGUUAACGUUUUUUGUGGCAAAAAGAAAAAGUUAAAAAAAACACAACUUUAUUGCUUGUGCAAAAUUGCUUUUGUUUCAGUAAUUAUUAUAAAACAUUGGUAAACAGUGUAAGAAUGGCCCUGGGGUCUCAUUUAUCAAUUAUGCAUAUACUUAGUUUUGUGCAUAAACAGUACAUAUGCACGUCUCUAUACAAAGAAUGUGAUUUGUCUAAUUCUUCUUGUGUGUGAGGAUGUGCGUAUAUUUAUGUAUACUCCUGACUUGUCAAUAAUAUCAGCAAAUCUGACAGAAUAAUUACUGAAUUUGGUGCUCACAAUUAGAUGCAGACCAGUGACACAUGAAAUGUGAGGUAAACUUUUAUAAACGGCACACCUAUAGACUGGGAUGAUGCCUUACUUGGAGAUUUAGUAAAUGCAACUUUGCACUGGGAAACAUUUAUAGACUUUUAUAGAAAAAUGAAGGCAUACAAGCCUCUUGAUUGAGUACAACUUUGUUGUUUGUGGACACAAUCAUGACAUAAAUGUUUUGUGAUUAUAAUAUCGAGGAUCAUUGUCACAUUGAAAGCCGAUUUACUGACAUAUGCCAUAAACUCUAACUUUAAAUUUCUUGAAGUGAAAUAAGUAGCUUUAUGUGAGCUACACAAGUUUGUUAAAGUAAGAUAAAUUAGGCAUGUUAGCUAACUAACAAGCCAAGCCUGUUAAAUUCUUUGUUAGCAUGCCAAGUUCUGAUAUCACUGAUAUCAUAGUUAGCAACUUAGGCCAGAUGAAAUGGGCACUACAAAGAUGGGCAUUUUUUAAUGAGCUCCUCGAACCAGUUAUCCUUCGUAAUUGCCUGUAACCAUAAUUGUCUUCUUUUGACUUGGAAAAGAAUUCUACAGUAUGGAGUAAAAACAAUAGUGACUAUGAACACUUUUCCGAUUCUGACACUCAAUAGCGUAACGCAACAUUUUAGAAAAUAAAUUCUGGCUCUGCUCUUAAGAAUCACUAUAGACUCCCGUUUUGUUUCUGCAACUACGAGGUGCAGCUGACAUCAGAGUGCCGUGUCUUUCCCAGGGGUCUAUAGCUAACAUAAAUUGUUUGAUCUUCCUAUAUUGUCAAACGUAUAUUUAUUUUCAUGCCUUCUUAUUUCUAAGAAACAAGAUACUGAGUAAAAAUACUCUUUUCUCCAUCAAACCAGCAAUUGUACCAGAAUUCACCAGAAUUUUUCAGGCAUUUUCUGAUGGUAUCGUGGUUCCUCUGCUACUUGAUCCGCAUCCCCUGCCCAAUUUGCACCACACAUGCACAGCACAAAUUGGAUGGGGAAUGUGGAUCUAACAACCAUGUCCUCUUCUCUGUAAGCACAACUGGGCUUGCAAUUCACAUGGUAACACAGCACGGUAAAGCAGGUAUUUUCAAAGUCUUUUAAGCUGUGGUUCAAUCAUCAAACACAUUCAUUUCAUCGAUCCCUGGCUCCCAACAACUUUCAUUUUUUGUAUCCCCAUCUAAAAUAUUUAUGUUAACACCUUAUAAAUGUUGAUAAUAAAGGGUUCCACGCAUUGUUCCAAAAUGUACAGAUUAACACCCAGUCUGUACAGGCAACAUCUCAGGACACCUAGAGAGAGAGAUACAAUCAGAGCUCGUCUAUGACACGAGAAAGAAGGUUAAUCAGUUUACUGUUUGGACGGAACAAAGCUGCAAACAUUUAACAUGUACACAUUUAACUGCAAAAUUAUUAUUAUUAUUUUUUAAAUCUUCCUACAGAAAGAUCAGUAUGAAAUGUCAUGUUUAAAGUCUUCUAAACACCUCAACUUCCCACAUUACCCAUCAUGUCUACCGCAGUGGUCUACCACAGCAGCAAUGACAGUAACAGCCUUUCUUAAUAAACUGCUUUAUUCUCUUCAAAUAUGUGCGUGAUCUACUUUAUUUUACUUUAUAUAAAUACA
Molecule: messenger RNA, 8952 nt
Organism: Pangasianodon hypophthalmus (striped catfish)
Lineage: Eukaryota; Metazoa; Chordata; Actinopteri; Siluriformes; Pangasiidae
Gene: quob
Product: quattro
Exons: 23
Coding region: 235-6183 (1982 amino acids)
Molecular function (GO): guanyl-nucleotide exchange factor activity
Source: RefSeq, a predicted model, not a curated record